Molecule: messenger RNA, 1159 nt
Organism: Lycium ferocissimum
Lineage: Eukaryota; Viridiplantae; Streptophyta; Magnoliopsida; Solanales; Solanaceae
Exons: 6
Coding region: 236-838 (200 amino acids)
Source: RefSeq, a predicted model, not a curated record
UAACCAUAACCAUAAUAGGCCUUAAAAAGAUUUUGUUUGUAUUAUUUUUCUAUUAACAAAACAACAGCUCAGUUUUCUCUUUGAAUCUGAAUUAACAAUUCCUCUCCUCAGUCACCAUUAACACAGAUUUGUGUGUUAUGGAUGAUUAAGGACGUGGUAUAUAUAUGUAGUUCUGUUGGCCAUAAAGUAAAAAGUCAAUCAAAUACUGGAGCAAAACUUCAACACAAUUGGUAUAAUGGCUACUGAAGAGUUGACUGAAACUAAAGAAUGGCACGUCGUAAAGAACUGGCGGAAUGCACAGAAAGAAAAAGAGAGAGAACGUCGUCGAAUUCGCGAUAGAUUGAGAAGGCAAACAAUGAGCAACGAGGAGAGGGAAAAACAUUUAGCUAGACGUCGAAGAAACUACCAAUUGAGAAGACAAAAAGUGUUGAACAAUUCAUUUUCGUCUUCUCAAAAUUAUGAUAGUACUACUAGUGCAGGAUACUCUAAUGAAGAAGAAAAUCAAGCAAAUGUCCCUGUUUCAGGACUUGAGGUUCAAUUAUCUGAUGCUACAUUUCAUCCUGAAUUCGGUAGCUCACAAGAAGAACCAGCUGAUGCAUCAAGUGCAUUGCAACAAGGAGUUGAAGAAAGGAGGUAUAAAGUGCAGAGGAAUCCAAAUAUUCUGCCUUUAUAUCAAAUAAGACAUCUUGCUAGAUUAUUGAAUUCUCUUUCAAGUGACAAUCAAGGCAUUGGGACCAGUUUGAUGUCAAAGGACAAUAUUACUACAGAGAGUAGAUCGCGACGGGGCAUAAGGUUAAUUGAUGUUAAACGUCUGGCUCGAGCGCUUAAUGCAAAUUGAAGAUUGGUUUCUCUUUUUUUUAAUAUGGAUUUUGCAAGAACUUAAGGUACCAUUUUAAGGUUAAAAAGUUCACACUAGUGUUUCAUAUUAGCUGCAUUGUUGUUGUUGGUAAUAACAUUUAAGGAUUAAAUUGCAGGGCUUUUUUGUGGAUGUUCAUCUUUUCUUGGUAUAGUACAUUAGAAUUAAAUGCCAAGAAAUGUGAUUGAGCACCUCCUUUGUGAACUUUGAUCUUUCAUACUACUACACAAUUAUUUUCUCUUUUACUCCUUGUACUGAGAAAAAUUUGUUGACAACUAUCAAAUGGACUCAUCUAAGCUUGAA